Saccharomycopsis crataegensis is the source of this 1263-nucleotide messenger RNA. RefSeq lists its product as uncharacterized. The transcript has a single exon. Gene Ontology annotation, biological process: proteolysis. Lineage: Eukaryota; Fungi; Ascomycota; Saccharomycetes; Ascoideales; Saccharomycopsidaceae. The coding region runs from base 1 to 1263 and encodes 420 amino acids. The record is from RefSeq and is a predicted model, not a curated record. Gene Ontology annotation, molecular function: aspartic-type endopeptidase activity.
AUGCUUUUUUCCAACCAAAUUUUGUUAGCAGUGGUCUCCACACUCUUAGCUAAUGUCAUUGCAAUGCCUUUACCAGCAGUACAUGGUGUGCAAGUGAGUAAUCGAACUGAAUUGACAAUUGAACAAACCAUGAGCUAUCAACCGGUCGAUUUUACCACCAUGGUGCACAAAAGGCUGCUGCUGGACGAUGGUACCAACGUCGGGUAUAUUCAAGUACCAUUAUUUCAAAGCGGGAAUUAUUUUUUAGCCGAAGCCAAGGUGGGAUCCCACGGAAGAAAGAUGCCAUUGAUUCUCGAUACCGACAGUGGUGAUGUGGUGAUCAGAUCCUCGACAUCAUUCAUCCCGAAACUCACCAAAUUCAAUACCAAGUACUCCAAAAGUUUAGUCAAGGUUCCAGGAAAGUUCGACACAAAACUUACCAAAGAUGAGCUUUCUGCAACCGGUUCUUGGGGAUAUGACACUUUCCAGAUCAUGGACAACAACGGGACGUUCCAUCUAGUUGAUAGUACGAUGCUUGCCCUUGCUACAGAGAGUGAUCUUGAGUAUAGCGUGCUUGGGAUGGGCCCUCAGAGCAGUGAAUCGAGUCAAUCUUUGGGAGCUUCGUCAUUUUCUUAUACCAAUCUCUUAAAUAUCAUGAAAUCCAACUCAUUGAUUGAAAAGCUGUCGUACUCAAUCUUUUUGGAAAGCAAAUCUGAUACUUCUGGUGGGGAAAUGAUCAUUGGUGGAAUUGAUAAAACUAAGUUCGCAGGCGACAGUUUAACAUAUUUGCCAUUGACCCACAGAUCAGGGCUUGGGGAAUACGGCUCAUCAAUGUACUUUGAUCUCGAUGGUAUUCGCUUCAACAACACUCAGUUAACGGGACAAAAGUAUCCUGCGAAAAUCACAUCCGCCAACAAAAGAAUUGCGGUUCCAAAAGCAGUAUUUGAAAACAUUGGUAACAAGUACGGUACUUACGAUCCAUUUUAUGAUUCGUACGUUAUUGCUUGUGAUGCUACCGGGCCGGAUUUUGAAUUCAUAUUCGGGGGAAAUACCACGAUUACCGUUCCCUUCAAUAACGUCGUUAUAAACGCUACUCCUUUGGUAACCAACAAGAACUAUGAGACAUGUGUUUUUGGGCUCGAGCAGUCGACUUCUGAUUAUUUUGAGCUUGGUUCGGCAUUCUUGCAAAGUGCGUAUGUUCAUUUCCAAAUGGAUAACAACGAGAUUGGGGUUGCCCAAUCGCAGUUCAACCAACAACAACAUACUGAUAUUGUGAUACAAUGA